AUGUCGUCUCAAGACCCUCAGCAACCUCACACCAUACAAACGAGUGCACCUGUCAGAUGGAAUCGUUCACUCGCUCCGUCAGAGGAAGCCGCGGUCAAUGAAUCCUUUGCGCUCGAGGAAAGCACACUAGCCACACUCCAAACAAACCUAGAACUCGCUAUUUGGCGUCAAGAGGCCACCAGGGAGGCUUUGGACGCGCAGCAGCAGGAGCUCGAUAUUGCCGAGUGUCGCGUUCGGUCGUUGAAGACCGUACAUACCGAUUUAGAGAAAAUAUGGAUGGCAGUGACCGCUAUAGAGCAGGAAAAAAUCUCCCCUCAUGAUGCGAAUGCUCCAGGCAUCUCAAACUUGCUCGGCAUGGUCGAGCAGCUCAGUUCUAUGGUGGAUUCCAUAUUAAAUGCAGCGAGUGAAACCACAGAUCACUGCUUGACGCUAUAUAAUCAGGUGAACCACAAGUUUGGCGUUGCGCGUGCAUCGCUGAGCAUCUGGGAUGAGACAAUUGCUCGCUUUCAAAGCCAAAUUCAGUCUUCGAAGUCGCGUCUUGAGGACCUCAAGCGUCAUAACGCACCCAGCACUCGAAUCCCAGACGAUAUUCUUCGACUCCUCUUCCGGAAUGCGGUCGCGUUCGAUCGCACCCAUCAAAGGUCUCCAUCUGUUUUCUUAGAGGAGUGGAACUUUCGUGUUCAAUAUCCUGAAAUCCCACUCUCAAGCGUCUGUCACCGCUGGAGAACGAUCGUCUUGGACGAUCCAACCUUGUGGAGUCAGAUCUGCGUGCCACACUAUUUCACUCCCGGCCUCAGACGCCUCUUUGAGCACUACCUCACGCUGGCGAGCCGGGUUCCUAUCCACCUUUAUAUUCUCAUUCUGCGUGAACCGAGAACGUUGCCUGAUGAUCUCCAGCUAGGAAGGUCUGACCGGAUCUACGGUUCAAUAUCCAUUUUGAAUGAAAAUCCGUAUACGGACAUCUCUGCUCUUCUACAAACACUUCCUUCUCCUCGUAUCCUACGGCUGCUCUACGGACAUCCGGAUACCAAUCCAUCCCCCAGCAUAAUUCAUAUUCCGAUGAACAUGAUGGGCAGCCUCGAGGAGAUACACCUACAACACUACUGGGCGACAUGGACUGACCCAGCUCCGAGUCUCCUAGGCUACUGGUUUACUGCCUCAAAAUCCUCCUUGGCCACCCAUGAAAUGGUCCAUCCUACAUUGGUGCCAAUGAUUAAGACUCUCAAUAUUAUUGAUUCCAAUCCUGGACCAAUAACACCCUCCACACCACUCAUUUAUACAACCGUUGAACAACUCGGAUGUUCCUUGUCUUACUUCAUGUCAUCUUACUGCCACCAAUUUCGUUUCCCGUCACUGAAGCUUCUUGCAAUCAUCUGUCGCGGCAAAGGUACCAUAGAGGAAUGGAAACAUGCACUCCACAACAUGGAAACGUUUCCUACAACCCUAGCGUGCUUCUCAACCCAACAACAUCCACUAUUAUUAAUCCAAUGCGUCUCACUGAUUAAGGGACUGGAGACAUUGAGGCUACUCUCUGACACUGUAGACCACGGACUGGAUCUCAUUGUUGACGGGACGUACAAAACGGACGCUGAAACCACUGCUUCCACCGUAUUCAAGGAGUUGAAAAUGCUCAUUGUUAGCGAGUAUCGGGGUGAUGGUCAAUCUAUUGCUCGCUUUGUCUCUACAUUUUCACCACCUAAAGUGGCAUUGCGUGGGUGCACUCGUCUUUCACCCGAAAAUCGCCCGCUUGCUCAGUCGGAGGAGCGUGCAUUGAAGGAAUCUUUGGCACGCGAACGUGCAGAAGCUACAAAAAAACUGUUGGCUUCACACCAGCAAGAACUAUAUAUUCUUCGGCGACGUAUCACGGCCUCAAAGGUUAUACAUUCGGUUGCCGAGAAACUCCUCGAUGAAAUGAAGCCACUCAAAGAAUGCGACUAUAUUGCUCACGAUACAGAGGCCCCACGCAUCUCUAAAUUGAAUAAGAUGGUCGCGCAACUAAACGCUAUUGUAGAUUCUACACUACUCACUUCCAGCGAGAGCGAAGAGCACUACUCAGAUUUGUAUUCUCAGGUCGACCACAAGGUCUGCGAUGUGCAAGCAUCAUUAACGACCUGGGAGCAGACGAUUACUCGCCACGAAGAUCAGAUACAAUCGGCCAAAUCGCGUCUUGAAAAACUCAAAAAGCAAUACGGACCAGUCAGUCGUUUUCCGGAUGAAAUUCUUCGAUCUAUCUUCAGGGAAGCUGUCACCUUUUGCCGAAAAGACGAGUUAGACCCAAACAUAUUUCAAGAAGAAUGGAAAUUUCGCACCCAAUAUCGAGAGCUUGUACUCUCGAGCGUCUGCUAUCGUUGGAGGACAAUUGCUCAAGAAUAUGGAGCCCUUUGGAGCCACAUCCCCCUCCCUCCCUCUUCUUCUGCAGGCAGUACAUCUCUUAUUCUGCAUUAUGCUUCAUUGGCUAAUCCAGUGCCUUUGCAUCUUUAUAUCAUAUACAGACCAAAUAUGUUUCGGGUGCUCUCUCAGCAUCUCGAGCUUGUUGAUGCCGGUCGUCUCUGUAGCUCCAUAUCUCUCAUGACGAAUUAUGCUGAUAUCACCCCCUUUCUACUAUCCCUUCCUUCUACUUGCACCCUGCGACUUCUUACACAUGCUCGCGAUGGAUCACUAAAAACGAUCCAGAUCCCAACAAGCGUGACUUCCCACCUCGAACAAAUCUAUCUCUCUGAUUUUCAGGCAGUGUGGCUCUCCUCAAACGUGCAUCUUUCUCGCUAUGAGAGCCGCAUUUCGAGAAUAGCUUCGAUGACCCAUGCAAUCAUCCCCGCUUCAGCGUCGACCCUCCAGGUAGUCCGUGCCAGUGGCAUGAUGUUCGAACAAAGUUCGACCACCACGCCGUUGAUUCUUACAAGCGUUGAGCAAGUGCAGUGCUCACUAACUUCAUUCACCUCAUUCCUCUCGACUCAAUUCCGGUUUCCGGUGCUCCAACAUCUUACUAUUGACGAUUCGAGCGACAUAUCUAUCGAAGAUUGGAAGGAUGCGCUCGGAAAGCUCGUGAAAUUUCCGGGUUAUGUCGCUUGUCGCUCAAUCAAAGACGAUGUGCUCCUGCUGGUCCAGUGCCUUGCAUUGAUCACUGGUAUGGAAACACUAGAACUGGAAGGAGACACUGUCGAUGGUGUGCUUGACAUCAUCUUCGACGGAUCAUACAGAACAGACUUUCGAGCCAACGCUCCAAACGUAUUCAAAAAGCUGAAAUUACUCGUCAUCAGCUCGUACCACGGUGAUGGUCUAUCCAUUGCACGCUUUGCGUUUGCACUCUCUCCUCCGAAAAUAGCAUUGCGCGAAUGUACUCGCCUUGAGUUGCAUGUACAGGCCUCCAUUGCCAAGCAUACUUCCCUAGUCCCGUAG
Messenger RNA from Serendipita indica DSM 11827, 3396 nucleotides. Lineage: Eukaryota; Fungi; Basidiomycota; Agaricomycetes; Sebacinales; Serendipitaceae. The record is from the annotation of a GenBank genome assembly.